Molecule: messenger RNA, 441 nt
Organism: Ceutorhynchus assimilis (cabbage seed weevil)
Lineage: Eukaryota; Metazoa; Arthropoda; Insecta; Coleoptera; Curculionidae
Source: the annotation of a GenBank genome assembly
AUGGUGAAGAUUGAAUUGGGGUUAACUGAAGAGCAAACGUUUCAUCUUUGUGGAGGAAAUCUUAUUCGACCGAAUUGGGUACUGAGUGCAGCACAUUGUUUUUUACAAGAAGAUAUACCUGCAAUGGCGAAUUAUUGGAUACAAGCAGGUUUCGAUAAUCUUCAAUCACGACAAAUUGUUAAAAUUGAAACUUUUCAUAUUCAUUCAAAAUAUAACCAGACAACUUUCGAGAGCGACAUAGCAAUGGUAAAAUUACGACAUCCAAUAGUUCAUGCAGACGAUAUUGGAUACGUCAAGUUUCCAAGACGCAAUGAUCCAAUUUGCUCGAAAGCCGUUGUAAUGGGCUGGGGUUAUACGAGUAACAACGUGGAUGUCUAUCAAGCACCUACAAUUGCUCUUCAAUGCGGUUCCGUUGAAAUUAUUGACAAUAGCAAAUGUUAA